UGGGAUUGCAGGCACACACCGUGAUGCCUGGCUACUUACUGUAUUUUUAGUAGAGAUGAGGUUUCACCAUGUAGGCCAGGUUGGUCUCAAACUCCUGAUCUCAAGUGAUCGACCCACCUCAGCCUCCCAGAGUGCUGGAAUUACAGGCGUGAGCCACUGUGCACAGCCAAGACCCCAUUCUCGCAAAAAAAAAAAAAAGAGAGAGAGAGAGAGAAUUAGCUAGUCGUGAUGGUGUAUGCCUGCAAUCCUAGCUGCUCAGGAGGCUCAGGCACGAGAAUCGCUUGAACCCAGGAGGCAGAGGCUGCAGUCAGCGAAGAUUGUGCCACUGCACUCCAGCAUGGGCAACAGAGCGAGAUCCUGUCUCAAAACAACAAAAACCCAAUUACAUUGCACUCUACGGAGACUGUAUAUCCACAACCUCCCUCCCAUUUCGGUCCCACAUCAGCCUUUGAAUAGGAUUUUUACUAUCUGAUUUAAAUAGAGAAUGUUUUUUGUUUGUUUUUGUUUUUGAGAUGUCACCUAGGCUGGAGUGCAGUGGCACGAUCUCGGCUUACUGCAACCUCUAUCUCCGGGUUCAAGGGAUUCUCCUGCCUAAGCCUUCCAAGUAGCUGGGAUUACAGGCACGUGCCACCACGCCCUGCUAAUUUUUGUAUUUUUGAUACAAAAAUAGAGAUGGGUUUUGCCAUGUUGGCCAGCCUGGUCUCGAACUCCCGACCUCAAGUGAUCCACCCGCCUCGGCCUCCCAAAGUCCUGAGAUUACAGGCGUGAGCCAUCGCACCCGGUCUGAGAAUGUGAUUAUUCUAUUCAUGAAGGUUGCUUAAAUAUUGGGGUCCAGACCUAGAUACUACAACGUUCCAGAUCUGUUCUGAUCACUGCUUUGCCACAUCCCUAGUAAAUCCACAGCUCUAGUCUGGUGGGCCGCGUGCAAUUCCCUUGUUUUCUUACAGGCACUGCCGAAAAGGGCAGAGCAGAGCGCGCAGCUCGCGGGCAGGGACCGCUUCUCCAGCAGGGGGCGCGUGCGUGAAGCUAGGUUUGUGCAAGCCGAGCCAACGUCGGGGCGGGAACAACCCUGGCCCAGCCCCCGCCGGCUGCAGCGCCUUGUGAUUGGAGAAGGAAACGGUCACUUGGCGGCACCGUUCGGAUUCAGGGAAGAGGGCCCGACUGGAGCUGACGCUGUUGCCCAGGACGGAAUGCAAUGGUGUCACUUCGGCUCACUGCAACCUCCCCCUCCUUGGGUUCAAGCGAUUCUCCUGCCUCAGCCUCCCGAGUAGCUGGGAUGAGGCGAGGAGGGUGCUGGGGGCUGCCCGCUGCCGCACUUAGGGCGCUCCUCCCUCAGCUCUCUGUGGUGAAUGGCAACGGGAUGGAGCGCGAGGGGAGCGGCGGCCGCGGCGUAUCGGCUUGGUUAUGGGCGUCCCAACUCCUGGCGGCGUCCCGGUGCGCCGCCGACCGGCUGGGUGGGCGCUGUCCUCCUGUACCGGGGGGGGGGGGGUCCCGCUGCUCACCCGGAGCCCCUCUCCUCGCCGGCCCGGAGCCCCGCUGGGCGUGAGGUGGGGGGAACGGCCGCCGGUGGGCUCGGGACUGGAGCCCUCUCGACCGCCACCCGAGCGGGUCUUGCCCUUUGGAGCUUCCGAGCGCCCCAGUUUCAGAGCUGCAACCCCCGUGCCCGGGAGGCGGUGGUCUCCGCCCUCUCUGGGUUGCUCCACCGCGUCCAGCCUCCUUCUAGGGGCCUUGGAGCUGCUCGGCCCGGCCGAGGGGUCAAAGCUCGCGCUCCCCUUGCCCGGGGUCUGCAGCCCCGCCCUUUGCACCGGCGGCUCCUCAGCUGAUCGCGGGCGCCUCGGGCCGAAUCCACCCUCUCCGAGACCCUCUCCGCUUUCCAGGAUUUUCUUUACGGGACCUGGUGCCACCUGUUGCCUUGUUCCCACUAAGCCAUCAAGAGCUUUGGCCCAGCUUCCUUUGAACUCUUCUGCCCCCUGCAGCAUGAGCUGGUUGUUCAGAGUUCCAGUGCCAGGAAGAACUGCCCGUGCUCGGAGAGCUGGAGGGAGGAGCGAGGAGGACUUCACCUGGGAAGACGGAGAAAGGCUUUGAGGGGAGGCGCAGUUAUUUGUGUUGACCUUGAAAGGUACCAGGUCAAGAUGCCAUGGUGAACAAAACAAAGCCCUUUCCCACAUGGAGCUCUCAUUCCAAUGGAGGGAGGGAGAAAACACACAACCUGCGGGAUGGAACAGCUGGUUACUAGAGAAGAAGACAGGAACCAGGAUGGGAAGAUGGACAUGUUACAUUUUAAGCUGGAGCUUCCCCUGCAGUCCACGGAGCACGUUCUCGGUGUGCAGCUCAUCCUGACUUUCUCCUAUCAGUUACACAGGAUGUCAACCUUCGUGAUGCAGAGCAUGGCAUUUCUUCAGUCCUCCUUUGCUAUCCCUGGAUCCCAGUUAUAUGUGAAUGGAGACCUGAGGCUGCAGCAGAAACAGCCGCUGAGCUGUGGCGGCCUCGAUGCCCGAUACAACGUAUCCAUGAUCAACAGGACCAGCCCCUUUGCCUACGAUUAUGACCUCCUACAUAUUGUUGCUGCCUACCAGGAAAGGAACAGUGAGUCACAGAGAGAAAACAAGAACAUGGGUGACUCUCCCCACGUUAGCAGUCCAGCAGGAGAACAGGAGCGCCCAUGCUUCCUACUGGAAGGCGCAGUGUCCUCACUCCUUACAGAGCUGUAGGCCAUGGCAUGUGUUGACUCAGCACAUUUGGCUGGCUGGUGGCUGAGGUGUUCUCUAAAGGCAUCUACAGUAUUACUUGGCAACCAGAUAUCAUGGAGACGACACACAGACAUUUCACAGAGGGGACAACUACAAAUCCACCAUUGCUUUCUGAUUUUAUGUCAUACACUAGCAGCAGACAAUAAAAAGGGAAUUUUUAGACAAAACUAAAAAGCAUGGCUCAAGAAAUCUAUGUGUUGUUCUUUACUUUUUUCACUCUUUAUGUGGAUUUUUUAAAUAUACCUAUUAUGUUAGUAUUGAAACACUUUGGCAUUCACAUUAUUUGUAUUUCUAUGUAAUAUAAGUAUUUCCCUACGCUGCUACGAAGUUCUAAUUCUUUUUUUUCCCUAAACAGACAGUCUUGCUCUGAUGCUCAGGCUGGAGUGCAGUGCCAUAAUCAUAGCUGAUUGUAACCUCGAGUUCCUAUGGGUUCAGUGAUCCUCUCACCUCAGCCUACUGGGCUGCUGGGACUACAGGCAUGUGCCACUGUGCCCAGCUUUUUUUGUUUUUUGGUACAGAGAGGUCUCAAUAUGUCAGCCAAGCUGGUCUCAAACUCCUGGCCUCGAGUGAUCCUCCCACUUUGGCCUCCCAGAUCCUUGGCAUUAGGAGCCUAUACAACUUUGCCCAGCCAAACUGAUAUUAUUUAGAGUGGCAAUACAUUAUUCCUUCAGUUAGCCAUUCAACAUCUGUAGAUGAUCACACAACCACUUCUGAGUUUUUGACGUAUUUUAAUAUAAAUACUGUAUUAGUCCAUUCUCACUCUGCUAUAAAGACAUAUCCAAGACUGAGUAAUUUAUAAAGAAAAGAGGUGUAAUUGACUCACAGUUCUGCAUGGCUGGGUAGGCCUCAGGAAACUUACAAUCAUGGCAGAAGGCACCUCUUCACAGGGCAGCAGGAGAGAGAAUGAGAGCAGAGCUGAGGGGGAAGCCCUUUAUAAAAGCAUCAGAUCUCGUGAGAACUCACUAUCAUGAGAACAACACGGAGGAAACUGCCCCCAUGAUUCAUUUAUCUCCAUCUGGUCCUGCCCUUGAUAUGUGGGGACGUAUGAGAUUUGGGUGGGGACACAGAGCCAGACCAUAUCAAAUAUUUUGUUUGACAAGUAUCUUUUUUUU
Messenger RNA from Callithrix jacchus (white-tufted-ear marmoset), 3862 nucleotides. The record is from RefSeq and is a predicted model, not a curated record. Lineage: Eukaryota; Metazoa; Chordata; Mammalia; Primates; Cebidae.